GCAUUUGCAUCAAGUGUGGGCUUGGCAUCUACGGAGCGAGGCAGGCGUGCCAGGCCAUGGGGAGCCUGUACCACACCGACUGCUUCACCUGUGACUCCUGUGGGCGCCGGCUCCGCGGGAAGGCCUUCUACAGCGUGGGCGAGAAGGUGUACUGCCAGGAGGACUUCCUGUACUCCGGGUUCCAGCAAACGGCUGACAAGUGCAGCGUGUGUGGACACCUCAUCAUGGAGAUGAUCCUGCAGGCCCUGGGCAAGUCCUACCACCCGGGCUGCUUCCGGUGCUCCGUGUGCAACGAGUGCCUGGACGGGUGCCCUUCACGGUGGAGCGCGGAGAGCAACAUCUACUGAGUCAGGGACUACCACACGGUUUUCGCACCAAAAUGUGCCUCCUGUGCCCGUCCUAUCCUCCCUGCACAGGGCUGUGCGACCAUCCGUGUGGUGUCCAUGGACAGGGACUACCAUGUGGAGUGUUACCACUGUGAGGACUGCGGGCUGCAGCUGAGCGGGGAGGGACGCCGCUGCUACCCCCUGGAGGGCCACCUGCUGUGCCGCCGCUGCCACCUGCGGCGCCUCCGGCUGGGCCCGCUGCCCUCGCCCGCAGUGCACGUCACAGAGCUCUGAGCAGGGCUGUGGAGGAAGGGCUGGCCGGGGCCCAGGUCCCU
Molecule: messenger RNA, 661 nt
Organism: Oryctolagus cuniculus (rabbit)
Lineage: Eukaryota; Metazoa; Chordata; Mammalia; Lagomorpha; Leporidae
Source: RefSeq, a predicted model, not a curated record